AUGCAGCCGCCCGCGCCCUCCCGCCUGGGUCUGCUCCUGCUGCUGCUCCUGUGUCCGGCGCACGUCGGCGGACUGUGGUGGGCCGUGGGCAGCCCUUUGGUCAUGGACCCUACCAGCAUCUGCAGGAAGGCCCGGCGGCUCGCAGGGCGGCAGGCUGAGUUGUGCCAGGCCGAGCCAGAAGUGGUGGCUGAGCUAGCGCGGGGCGCCCGGCUGGGGGUUCGGGAAUGCCAGUUCCAGUUCCGCUUCCGCCGCUGGAACUGCUCCAGCCAUAGCAAGGCCUUCGGGCGCAUCCUGCAACAGGACAUCCGGGAGACAGCCUUUGUGUUCGCUAUAACGGCGGCGGGCGCUAGCCACGCGGUCACGCAGGCCUGUUCCAUGGGCGAGCUGCUGCAGUGCGGCUGCCAGGCGCCCCGCGGCCGGGCCCCACCCCGGCCCCCCGGCCUGCCAGGCACCCCAGGGCCCCCCGGCCCCGCGGGGUCCCCCGACGGCAGCGCCGCCUGGGAGUGGGGGGGCUGCGGCGACGACGUGGACUUUGGGGACGAGAAGUCGAGGCUCUUCAUGGACGCGCAGCACAAACGGGGACGCGGAGACAUCCGUAUGUUGGUGCAACUUCACAACAACGAGGCGGGCCGGCUGGCCGUGCGGAGCCACACGCGGACCGAAUGCAAGUGCCACGGGCUGUCCGGCUCGUGCGCUCUGCGCACCUGCUGGCAGAAGCUGCCCCCGUUCCGCGAGGUGGGCGCGCGGUUGCUCGAGCGCUUCCACGGCGCCUCGCGUGUCAUGGGCACCAACGAUGGCAAGGCUCUGCUGCCCGCCGUCCGCACGCUCAAGCCGCCGGGCCGCGCUGACCUGCUCUAUGCCGCCGACUCUCCCGACUUCUGCGCCCCCAACCGGCGCACGGGUUCGCCGGGCACCCGCGGCCGCGCCUGCAACAGCAGCGCCCCGGACCUCAGCGGCUGCGACCUGCUGUGCUGCGGCCGCGGGCACCGCCAGGAGAGCGUGCUUCUCGAGGAGAACUGCCUGUGCCGCUUCCACUGGUGCUGCGUGGUGCAGUGUCACCGCUGCCGCGUGCGCAAGGAGCUCAGCCUCUGCCUUUGA
Rangifer tarandus platyrhynchus (Svalbard reindeer) is the source of this 1098-nucleotide messenger RNA. The record is from the annotation of a GenBank genome assembly. NCBI's taxonomy places the organism in Eukaryota, Metazoa, Chordata, Mammalia, Artiodactyla, Cervidae.